GGGACCCUUUGAACGUUCAACGUGCGAUAAAUUGUUUAAUAUAGCACGAAUACGUCUUCUUUGAAAACUCGACCCAAUAGAUAAUUCGAUCAUAUAAAUAAUUUCCCCAAACUAAUAUUUAUACUAACAGCAAAAUAAUAUUAGAACAACAAUGUCUGUUCUUGGAAAAAUCUUUGUCGGUGGAAUGCCAUACAGUAUGGACGAAGAGCAAUUAAGAGUGGAAUUUGGAAAAUUUGGAACUGUUACAGAUAUUUUUAUUGUGAGAGAAAGAGAAGAUGAAAAUGGUUUGAAAAAAUCAAAAGGAUAUGGUUUUAUAAGUUUCGAAGAUGCAACAGCAGCAGAAGAAGCUAUUAAAGCUAUGGAUUCCAGUACUCUUGCUGGACGUAAAAUAACUGUUAACUAUGCAACAAAGCCUACAAAUGGUGGUGGUACUGCAGGUGGAAUGAGUCGUGGUCGUGGAAAUUUUCGAGGGCGAGGCAGUAGAGGGGGUUAUGCUAAUUAUGGUGGUGGCUAUGGGGGAUAUCAGCAAGUUAACUAUCAACAGUAUGAUGGAGUUUAUGGAGGAGGUUACAUGCAACCUGCUUACAACUCUGCAUCUGGUGUUGAUGGCUCUGAUUAUUACCAGCAAGGUUCUUACAUGCAAUCAUCGGUUCAGGCUGCUAAGCAAACUGGAUAUUCUCCAGAAAAUGAAAACUCUGGUUAUACCCAACACAAGAGUUAUGUAACAGCUUCGCCUGUCGUUAUUUUAACAGGCUACGAUCAAAGUGCAAAUUAUGGUCAAAAAAGCACUGCAAACUAUUCAUCUCAAUCGUCUUAUGGGGGUGUGGCAGAUUAUGAAGAAUCUAUUUCUAAUGGAACUUACCCUGUAAAUUCUUAUACACAACAGUCACUUUCUGGUCAAAGCUGGCAAUGAAUCGAAUUAAAAUUCUUUUUUAAACCUUAAAUUCUGAUGUCUGCUUAAGUAUUUGGAUUUGUCAGACAAAAAGGACUACUUCGCGGUUUCUCGAUAACUUUUCAACAAACGUUUGAGGAAAAAGUUGUUAAUAUGGUCAGCACUAAUUUAAAAUUGAUGUAUCGAUCACUGAAGAAUAGAGAUAUUGUUUUUAUCUUCGUGAUACAAAUGUUCUAUGAACCAUGAAUAGAUUUUAAAAUGUGCUGUUACAAUUUAAAUAGUGAUAGUUUUGUAUUGUAUUGAUCGUAUUGUAAACUGUCGAGGGGUACUAAAACCCCAAUAAUAUAAAUAUUUUUCAUUAAAGAA
Molecule: messenger RNA, 1258 nt
Organism: Hydra vulgaris (swiftwater hydra)
Lineage: Eukaryota; Metazoa; Cnidaria; Hydrozoa; Anthoathecata; Hydridae
Product: RNA-binding protein 3
Biological process (GO): regulation of translation; positive regulation of mRNA splicing, via spliceosome
Cellular component (GO): spliceosomal complex
Molecular function (GO): RNA binding; ribosomal large subunit binding
Source: RefSeq, a predicted model, not a curated record